Molecule: messenger RNA, 1094 nt
Organism: Trypanosoma grayi
Lineage: Eukaryota; Euglenozoa; Kinetoplastea; Trypanosomatida; Trypanosomatidae
Product: putative kinesin
Exons: 1
Biological process (GO): microtubule-based movement
Cellular component (GO): microtubule; kinesin complex
Molecular function (GO): ATP hydrolysis activity; ATP binding; microtubule binding
Source: RefSeq, a predicted model, not a curated record
AUGGACGCUGCUUAUCCCUUCGAGAGGCUCCACGUUGCUGUGCGAGAGCGACCCAUUACGGAAGACGAGCUGGGAGACGUGCGGCUGCGUCUCAAAGUGGAUGAGGACAAACUCGUCGCCUUCGCACCAGGUGCGACUGAGGGUCUCAUGUAUGACUGCGAUAACUACUUUCCUUGUGGCACUUCACAGGAGGAAGUGAGCCAAACCAUUGGGUCUCAAAUGGUCGACCUGGCUCUGCAAGGCCUUAGUUGCAAUGUUGUCGUCUUUGGUUUCACCGACACAGGCAAAACACACACACUCUACGGCGAUAACAACGUCACUGGACUCAUCCAUGACACAGUGAGGGAGUUAUACACGAGACUUGAUGCUCAGUCGGAUGCGUACAGUGCGGAUGUUUUGCUGCGUUAUUGGGAGAUGAAUCGCGACGCUGUUGAGGACAACUUGCGCGAUGAAAGUGGGGAAGAUGACGCUUGUACAUACGCGAUUUCCCGUGACUCUUUGGACCGUCUCACGAUACCGAAUUUGGCCACUGUGGAGGUUCCAACGAUGGAGGAUUUUCUGGCCCAGCUGGACCGCGGCAACAACAACCGCAUUCGGCGUUCCUACGAGCGGAUGGUGCGGUGGCAUGGCUUUGUGCAGCUCACCAUUACAACCACUGACAAGGCUGAGGGAGAAAGGAAUAUUAUUCGCACCAUGACGUUUAUACAUAUGAAGGGUACGGAUCGUGUUGGCGCGAAGGGAAUCCGUGGUGAGCACCUCAAAGAGGGAAGCUCUAUCAAUGUCAGUGUUACACUUCUCGGCGCGGCAGUCAUCCACUCACUUGAGUAUCGCGAGAAGCGGAAGGCCAGAACCACAACGUUGGAAUCGUAUCGUGCUCUUAUCCGCCGUAGUCAGUCUUUCUUCAUGGAGUGCAAGUUUUCUCGCAUCAUGUCUCAGUUCAUAUGUGGUUUUGAAGGAUCAUUCGUUGUGGGGUGCACAAGUCCAUUGCACUACGGUGAAUCCAUCGAGACGCUCGAGCACUUGCAACUUUUUCGUCGCUUGGAAUGUGCCUUGAAGCCUAUCGUUGUUGUGUCAAACCGCGGUUUGUUGCUGCG